AUGUUCACUGAAGGUUCCGGAUAUCUGGAUGACGGUGGUGAUGAUGAUGAUGAUAAUAAUGAUAAUGAUAAUGGCAAUGAAAACAAUAUUAAUAAUGGUGGUUACAAUGAUAUUAUAUCUUCUUAUAAGUCACAAAAUUCAUCUGAUUCUACAAAAAAAUCUUCUGAAACAUAUCAAGUUCAAUUGAACUCAGGAAGAUUACUUUCGACACAUUCUUCUCAACUAUUACCUUCUCGAGAUAUCAACUAUGCCUACAGACAAGAAUUACGUCGAAAAGGUGUGCAUGUUGAUAAUGAUGGUAAUUAUAACCAUCGUAAUAGUGAUAAUCAUCGUGCACUAUUUUUGUUCCUCAUAGCAUGCUUCAUAUUAUAA
Messenger RNA from Cercopithifilaria johnstoni, 372 nucleotides. NCBI's taxonomy places the organism in Eukaryota, Metazoa, Nematoda, Chromadorea, Rhabditida, Onchocercidae. The record is from the annotation of a GenBank genome assembly.